Penicillium lagena is the source of this 660-nucleotide messenger RNA. Its product is annotated as mitochondrial 54S ribosomal protein uL16m. Gene Ontology annotation, cellular component: ribosome; mitochondrial large ribosomal subunit. The coding region runs from base 1 to 660 and encodes 219 amino acids. The record is from RefSeq and is a predicted model, not a curated record. Gene Ontology annotation, molecular function: structural constituent of ribosome; rRNA binding. The transcript has 3 exons. Gene Ontology annotation, biological process: mitochondrial translation. Lineage: Eukaryota; Fungi; Ascomycota; Eurotiomycetes; Eurotiales; Aspergillaceae.
AUGGGCCCGAAGAUGCUCGCGGGACCAUUGUCGGCCUGCUUUUCGGGCUCGCUCGCCGGGCUCUCGCUCGGUCGCUCAUUCUCUACCACCUCUCCUGCCCUCGAUUGGCUCACGCCCAAGUUCGCCGAGAAGUCCAAAUCCCCCAAGGGUCGCCCUCAUGUCGCAACGGGUGGAUCAACCCGAGGAACAACGGUGGUGUGGGGAGAUUUUGGACUGCGCAUGAAGGAUCACGACCGUCGGAUGCCUUCAUCAGCACUCAAGAUCGCAGAAGAGACCAUCAAGCGGCGGCUUAGGGGGAUGAACUACAAGCUCUACAAGCGCGUGAGCGCCAACAUCGGUGUCUACACUAAGGGCAAUGAGCAGCGUAUGGGUAAAGGAAAGGGAAAGUUCGACUACUGGACCGUGCGAUUGCCCGUGAGCCGGGUUGUUUUUGAGUUGAAGGGCGAUAUCCACGAGAAGAUCGCUCGGGAGGCAUUCAGACUGGCGGGCCACAAGCUGCCUGGUCUCUGGGAAUUCGUCAAGAAAGAUGACCCGCCAGUGGUCGGAAUUACAAAACUCGGCAGGGGCGUCACCCUCGAGACCCUCAAGCGAGCACGCAAGGACCCUCCUCUGGACUCCGACGCGAAAAGCGUCUCGUCCAGCACCUCCCCGUCCCAAUAA